Pungitius pungitius (ninespine stickleback) is the source of this 488-nucleotide messenger RNA. Its product is annotated as dihydropyrimidine dehydrogenase [NADP(+)]-like. Gene Ontology annotation, biological process: uracil catabolic process; thymine catabolic process. Gene Ontology annotation, cellular component: cytosol; cytoplasm. The transcript has 4 exons. NCBI's taxonomy places the organism in Eukaryota, Metazoa, Chordata, Actinopteri, Perciformes, Gasterosteidae. Bases 78 to 488 code for a protein of 136 amino acids. Gene Ontology annotation, molecular function: dihydropyrimidine dehydrogenase (NADP+) activity; uracil binding; NADP binding. The record is from RefSeq and is a predicted model, not a curated record.
UACAACAGCAGUAUCCUUUAUGAGAGAGUUAAAGACACACGGUGUUCUCACUGAAGUAGCUCUCCAUAUAAUCAACAAUGUUUGCAGGUAAUGCCAUCAGACCCAUUGCUCUCAGAGCAGUGUCCGCCAUCGACAGAGCAAUUCCUGGCUUCCCAGUCCUGGCCACCGGAGGCAUCGACUCGGCAGAGAGCGGCCUACAGUUCCUCCACGCCGGGGCGUCAGUGUUACAGGUGUGCAGUGCAGUACAGAACCAGGACUUCACAGUGAUCGAGGAUUACUGUGUGGGUCUGAAGGCCUUGUUGUACCUAAAGAGCGUGGAGCUGAAGGACUGGGACGGCCAGUCUCCUCCGACAGAGAGACACCAGAAGGGGAAACCAGUUCCCAGACUGGUGGACCUGGUGGGAAAGAGCCUCCCGAGCUUUGGGCCGUACCUCCAGCAGAGGACAGACGCCAUCGCAGAGUACAAGAGCCUUUGUUUUGAUCUUUAG